Prunus avium (sweet cherry) is the source of this 3416-nucleotide messenger RNA. The record is from RefSeq and is a predicted model, not a curated record. Lineage: Eukaryota; Viridiplantae; Streptophyta; Magnoliopsida; Rosales; Rosaceae.
AAUAUAUUCAUGGCAUUGUUUUAAGUGUAGAGAGAAUGACAAAUGUCAAGCAAAGAGGGAAGAAGGUCCAAAGGAGAAGAUUAGAGAGAAGGUUGCUAGCAUUUCUCUUUUUAUUUUUGGUUCGACAAAAUGUAAUCAAAUCUGGAACUUUGUAUAAUAGUAGUAGUUAGAAGUUAGUGGUAGGCAUAAAACAAUGACCAUUCCUUGUUUCAUGUUCAUUGGAAUUUAUCUGUCCGUCUCUUUCUUCACAACCUUAAAUGCAGCUGAUGCCAUAACUCAAUCCCAAAACCUUAGAGAUGGCAAAACCUUGGUUUCCAAACAUGGCAGCUUUCAGUUGGGUUUUUUCAGUCCAACAGCUGGUGACACCAAGAACCGCUUCUUGGGGAUUUGGUGCAAGAAUUCAUCAGUCUCAUCAGCCACAACUGUUACUUGGGUUGCAAAUCAGCACAACCCCAUCAAUGGUUCAUCAGGCGUUCUGAUGAUCAGCAGCUCCGGAAAUGUUGUCCUUCUAAGUCAAAAUAGCACUGUUGUUUGGUCAAUAGCUUUGUCCAAGCAACCCCGGAAUCCCAUUUUGCAGCUCUUGGAUUCUGGCAAUCUUGUCCUAAGAGAAGCCGGAGAUGAGAAUUCAAGGAACUACUUGUGGCAAAUCUUGCAGUGGGACGAAAAGUCCGGUCUUCACCGGAGUCUAUUGGCUUCAAGUUCAAGGGACAUCUGUGACAAUUAUGGCCGUUGUGGCCCCUAUGGAAUGUGUGACAUUAGCAACCCAGAAGUUUGCAGCUGUUUAAAAGGGUUUCAACCCAAAGAUCCUGGAAAUUGGAACUAUGCAGACAACUCAGGAGGUUGUGAGCGUAUUACACCAUUCGUGUGCCAAAAUGGAGAUGGGUUUAUCAAAUAUGGUGGGGUGAAGCUGCCAGAUACAACACAUUCUUGGGUCAACCAAAGUAUGAGCCUCAAAGAAUGCAGGGCAAGUUGCUUGAACAACUGUUCUUGUACGGCUUAUGCAAUCUCUAAUGUCAAAGGAGGCAGUAGCUGCACUAUCUGGUUUGGUGAUCUUAUCAGCCUUAGGAAGCUUCCUGAUGAAGGGCAGGAUCUAUAUGUUCGAAUGCCUGCUUCGGAAUCAGACACAGACCGUCCUAAGACGAAGAUAAUAGUGAUAGCUAUAGCCGCAGUAUCCAUUGUUUCCGGGACGUUCUUAGCUGUCUAUUGUAUUCACAGAAGGAGGAGAAAGCUCAAAGAGAAACUGCGGAAAGAUGGAAUGAUGGGUCAGAACAAUGAAGGACAGAAGGAAGACCUGGAGCUACCAUCCUUUAGCUUGCCAACAUUAAUCACAGCCACUGAUAACUUUUCGUUCAACAUGAAGCUUGGAGAAGGUGGUUUUGGAUCCGUGUACAAGGGUAGACUAGUAGAUGGGCAAGAGAUUGCGGUGAAGAGGCUCUCCCAAAGUUCUAGGCAAGGAAUCGCCGAAUUCAAAAAUGAAGUUAUACUAAUAGCCAAGCUUCAGCACCGAAAUCUUGUAAAGCUUCUUGGCUACUGCAUUCAGGGAGAAGAAAGAUUGCUCAUUUAUGAAUAUAUGCCCAACAAAAGCUUGGACUUCUACAUUUUUGAUCAAACUCAAGGUAGACUGUUAGAUUGGUCUCAACGCUUCCACAUUAUCUGUGGGAUUGCUAGGGGUCUUCUCUAUCUGCAUCAAGAUUCCAGACUGAGGAUUAUUCAUAGAGAUCUUAAAGCAAGCAAUGUGUUACUUGAUAAAGAGAUGAACCCAAAAAUCUCAGACUUUGGCAUGGCUAGAAUAUUUGGAGGAGAUCAGACAGAAGGAGUUACAAAGAAAGUUGUUGGAACCUAUGGUUAUAUGGCACCAGAAUACGCCAUUGAUGGUCAAUUCUCCGUAAAAUCCGAUGUUUUUAGCUUUGGUGUUUUAUUGUUGGAGACACUAAGUGGAAAGAGAAGUAGAGGGUUUUAUGAUCGAAAUCAGAACCUCAACCUCAUUGGACAUGCAUGGCGAUUAUGGAAAGAGGGAAGGUCCUUAGAGAUGAUUGAUAAAUGCUUAAGUGAUUCAUGCACUCUCUCGGAAGUCUUGCGUUGCGUACAUGUUAGUCUUUUAUGUGUGCAACAGCUUCCUGAAGACAGGCCAACCAUGUCAACUGUGGUUCUGAUGUUAGGUGGUGAGAGCGCCUUGCCUCAACCCAAAAAGCCAGCUUUCUUUUUAGGAAAACAUCCAUCCUCUGAAGCAGGUUCUUCUUCAAGUAAGAACCAAACGUCUUCAAUUUUCGGUGUGAGAAACGAAACAUCUUCAACUAAUGAAUCUUCGAUAACAGUAUUGGAGCCUCGAUAAGAUUCGCUAAUUGUACAUCUAGUACCAUGCUAAUUUUGUUUGAUCUGAAGGAACUAUCUGAUUUAUACAAGGUAUUAUUCAAUUCAUAUACUCAUUUUGUACUCCAUAAGUAUAAACAAAGAAUUUGAACUCAAAGUAACAAUGUAACCUGAUGUUCAAACAGGCAGCCUGAUUUUUUGUUGACAGACAGGUUCAAGAUAGAAAGAUGGGAAUUCAGGGCAUGUUUGGUAGGCCUCACUGAAUUGGACUGGAUUAAUUAGUACUUAAAACCCAUGUUUGGUUAAAGGAGGGACUAACUUAAAUGAGAUUAUAUAGUCCAACAGUACAAAAAAUGCCUCACUCGCUGGUCCAAUCUAGCGAACCUGAAACUUGGUUCGCAAAAUAAUGAGCUUGCUAAACAUAACACGCGAGUCCGAGCCAACGCCUCUCUCUCUCUCGUUUCCUUCAACAUCGACUCUGCUCUUCUUCGAAGUUGUACUCAGGCAAGUUUUUUUAUCUCCCCCUUUACAUACCUCCCUUCACUCUGUCUGCAAAACCCUGUAGCUCUCCACUCUCAUUCUCUUCCAAUUCCCUUUCGUCUUUUAACUCGGAAAAUGAAAACGGAGAUGCCUUAGAAGAUGCGUAGUUCGAGAGCAGCAGUGCGUCUUCUUCUCAAGGUAGUCUCUGAAAGAUAUGCUCUAAGGCCACACUUUGAACUGUGGCAGACGUAUAUUAUUUAUAGGAGCCAAUUACAAGAUGUGAUAAUUACACAGAGUCAGAAUAGAAGUCUAACUCUAUCGAGAUAAGCAACAGAGAUUUACAAGGAAUUAUUAUGUGAUAAUGACAAAUAAUCUAAGUGUUUGUCUUCGACUGGGUUUCUCCUUCAGUCUCCAACAAGAGCAACGCUUGUUAUCCAUUUUACCGCAUCAUUCUGGUAAUGGCCAAAGAAGAAGAAAGGGAUCAAUAAGAUCCCAAUUGUGUUUUGGGGGUUUUGGUGUUUUUUAAUUUUAAUUUUGUGGUGUGGUAAUUGGUUUGUGAAAAGUUGUGGUGUGGGGCUAAUUGGGUUUAUUCUGUUGUUCUCUUUGGAAAUUUGGAAAGAAAGACA